AUGUCAUCAUUAUAUAAAUUUAUUAUUUAUAAAAUAGUUUUUUUAUUACUAUCUCAAUGUUGUGUGUCGGAGGAAAUUUUGGGAUGUGGCGGCUUUAUCAAAAGCCAUACAAACAUUGAUUACUCCAAAGUACAGGUUGAACCACCUCGAGGUUGGAGUUUCGAGCCUACGGAAGUUCGUUUAGUAGUAGACGGAGUAAAUGAUUUGUGCAGUCAAGGUAAAGACAUCAAUUUCAAAUUUAACGGCUUUGGUAUUACUGGAAAAGUAAUAAGUCAAGGAUCCAACGAUGGACCCACUGGUGUCACCGUAUCGCUGUAUAAAAGCACCAAUCGCGAUGUAGUUGAACGAGUCACAACAACAUCACAGGGCGGUAUUUUUUCAUUCACUCCAAUCCAACCGGGUAAAUACGUUCUGGUAGCUUCUCACCCACACUGGGCAUUUGAGAAAAACACUGUAGAAGUCACAGUACGAGAAGGUAACACUGAGUUACCGAAUAACAGUUUAAUAAUAUUCGGGUAUGAUGUCAGCGGGCAGAUAACCAGCGAACCCGAAAAUCAGCCAGUCGUAGAUGUUUCAAUUUUACUGUUCGGUACAGGAAAAAUAAAAAAUUGCAAGACACCAGUGAUCAGUGAAGGUAACGCGGAAAAUGGCAAAGCUUUGUGUCAAGUCAAGUCCGACAAAAAUGGUAAAUUUAAGUUCUCAUCCGUGUCAAACGGUGAUUACACUUUUGUGCCAUACUUUGCUAAUUUCCAAACAAAAUUUGAUGUUGAACCAGCUAAAGUACCGUUCAAAGUACAUCACAAUGACUUGAUAGUGUCAGGAACAUUUAAGGUAACAGGUUUUACAGUCGCUGGUCGCGUAAUGAUGGAUAAAAAUACACCACUGGCUAACGCUAGAGUUUUUUUGUCGGGUAAAGAAGUCGCUAAAACUAAUUCAAAUGGUGCUUAUACAAUUGACAAAAUGAAAGCUGGCCAGUACUCAUUAAAAGUAGAGGCCAAUGAUGUUCAAUUCGAUGAACAAACCGUUAAAAUAUCACCAAGCGAGCAUCAUUUGCCGGAUAUUCUGCCUUCAUCUUACAAAGUAUGUGGUUCUGUGACUCUGUCAACCAAAGGAACUCUUCACCACCGCAAAAUAGUUAUUGAAAAUGCUGGUAAAACAUUUAAGCGCGAGGUUGAAACUGAUCCUCAGACUGGCCAGUAUUGUCUGUACCUUGUGCCGGAUAAUUAUCAAGUAAGUGUAAUUGUGACAGCUGAAGAAAAAACCAAAGGCCUUCAAUUCUUCCCAAUUCAACAAACCAUCGAGGUGUCCAGUAAAACAAUUAGUAAUAUAAAUUUCUUACAAUUAAAAGCCACCCUUCUAGGAUCUGUCGCGUGUUUGAAGAAUUCUGACUGCAGCAAAGCUUCUGUAACUUUAAAAGUUCUUGACGGAGUUACCGUUCAAACAAUUCCUAUUAAAGAUGGACGUUACGAAUUCACAGAAGUACUUCCAGGUCAUUACGAAGUUUUGAUUGACACAGAUGUUUUCUGCUGGGAGAAUCCAAGCCAUCGAGUUCUGAUAACAUCAGAACGGGCUGAAAUUCCCGUUUUUAAACAAACUGGAUUUUCAGUUACAUUUAUCUCUUCUCACGACUCUGCGGUAGAAUUCAUCGAUCCCGUUAAAGGAAAAAAAGUAGCUCUGACUCUACCUCUUGGUAGUACGAGACACUGCGUAUCAAGCCCUGGUGAGUAUAAAUUCAUCCCCAAAAGCUGUCACGUCUACGCAAAGGAUUCAUACACUUGGGACACUAAGACCCAACAGCCAAUUAUUCUAUCGUCAACCGAACACAGACACCGAGGUAAGAUAAUCAGCAAUGCAGGUGUUGACAAUGUCAAAAUAAAAAUAGAAUCUGGCGGUGACUCAACUACUUUUGGUCCGCUUAAGUACGACAAGACUGGAGACAGUUAUCGUUACAUUUUUGAGUUUAAUGCUCACACAGACUCUACUUAUGUUAUCACACCGAUAUCUGACAUCAUGCUGUUUAAUCCUUCCUCUCUAAAAGUCGUCGGAAGCAACGAUUGCCACAAUGACGUCGCGACGUUAGUAGGAAACCUAGGAAAAAUCGUUAGCGGAAAAAUAUCUCCAGCUCUUGAAGGAGUUACCAUCCAAAUUUACGGUAAAGACAAAAGCUCGCCUGUCCACACGCUGGUUACUCAAAAAGACGGAGCUUAUCGUAUCGGGCCGCUUGACGGUACAAUUGAGUACAGUGUCACUGCUGAAAAAGUGGGAUACGCUAUCAGUGGGCCUGACGCUAACGGAGUUUUUUCAGCACACAAACUCGCUGAGAUUAUUGUCGAGGUGACAGACCAAGCUGAUGAUUCCUCUCUGCAAGGUGUUCUCUUGUCAUUAUCUGGUGGACAGAGCUACCGUAAAAACAGCAUCACGCCUGAGCAAGGCCAGCUGUCGUUCAACUCUCUGUCUCCAGGAGAAUACUACCUAAGGCCAAUGAUGAAAGAGUACAGAUUUGAUCCUCCGUCUAAAAUGAUCACUGUGACAGAGGGCGCGACUCUCCGGGUUAAAUUGUCCGGUAAUCGAGUUGCGUUCAGUGCUUACGGAGUAGUGACUUCUCUUAACGGCGAACCUGAACCUGGUUUGAUCGUAGAAGCUCAGGGUCAAGGAGACUGCUCAAAUCUUCAAGAAGAAGCGACUACUGAAGAGAAUGGAAAUUUCAGAAUCAGAGGACUCCAACCUACUUGCAUGUAUAUAAUCCGUUUGAAACCGAAUACUGAAGUUAAUGCCCACAUUCACCGAGUCUCUCCGAGCUCUAUUGCUGCCCAAGCGACUGAAGACAUCAGCAAGCUUCGUUUCGUCGCUUUCCAUCCGAUCUCACGUACAGACUUGGCCGUACGUGUUUUCUCCGACCCACCCGAGCAUUAUCGGACUCUUAAAGUUAAGCUUUGUCGUGAAGAUCAACCGGACUCGCCUAUUCACACCGCUAAAAUAGAUCCGCAACAAGCUAAUAAAUUUACGAGCCACAGCAAUCCUGGAUUUUUAAUCCACUUGCCAUCUUUGCAAUCAAAUGGCCGUAAGUACUUUGUUCAAUUGGACACUUCACUGUCUUCAUCGAUGUACAAGUACAGGAUAGUUCCUAACUACUUUGAAGCUAACACUUCUUUUAAAGCUAUCACCCUGAAUUUUAAUGCUGAACGUAAAAUUGAUCAGGGAGAAAUGAGUCAGUCCUCGAUACUGGCUCUGCCAUUUAUUAUGAUGGUUGCACUGGCGUUUUUGAAUCGUGAUAAAUUAUGGAGUUGGUUGAAUUCCGCUGUUGAUUAUUGGAGUAAACCGACUCUAGUGUCAAGAUCUUCUCAGCCUGUUGCGCCGAUUGAUCCUCGGGCUGAUGAUAUUAUCGUCGAACAAAUAAUGAAUAUCAAUAAACGUAAAACAAAACCUCGUAAGACUUAA
Molecule: messenger RNA, 3438 nt
Organism: Cotesia congregata
Lineage: Eukaryota; Metazoa; Arthropoda; Insecta; Hymenoptera; Braconidae
Source: the annotation of a GenBank genome assembly